AUGGCCAAUCCAGCUGCCUCAGAUCAGGAUACGGCCGCAAACAACAGACCCCCAGCAAAGGGCCAACAGCAGUUCACCCAGGCAGACUUGAACCGUAUUGUCAUGGAGUACCUCAAUAAGAAAGGUUUCCACAAGACAGAAGCCAUGUUCCGCUUGGAAUCCUCAAAUACCGCCACGCCUCUGACCGCAAUACCGACGCCUGCAAACACCUCGUUGUCAGGACCUACAGAAAUCUCGCUGAGUUAUACGGGAGGGGGGAAACAGACUAAAGCAGAUAUCGAGCUCCGCGAGUUGAGGGAGAAAGUGGCAAGAACUGAACGUGAAUUACGCGAAUUGAAAGACAAAGGGCUAUAUGAAAGGAAGGAAGAAGAGCUUCGGCUCUUGAAGGAGGAAGAAGAGAAACAGAAGCGUGAGAAUGAUCCAGACAUCUACUACAGGGCGUACUCCAUUCUUAGAGGAUGGGUUGAGACCUCUUUGGAUUUGUACAAGCCUGAGUUGUCACGGAUUUUGUACCCGCUUUUUGUUCACUGUUACUUGGAGCUCGUAUCCAAGAAUUUCAUCAAACAUGCCAAGAUAUUUUACGAUAACUUCAAAGACGACCACAUGAUUCUUCAUGGUUUGGAGGUAAAGCAGCUUGCAGGAAUCUCUUUACCUGAUCAUUUGAAAGAGAACGCUUUAGCACAGGCUUACCGUACGAACAAGUACAGAAUCCUCUUAUCGAAGACCACGAUGAACCUUUUACUUUAUUUCCUUCAUGAGAACGAGGCCGUCGGCGGCGCUGUUCUAAUCAGAAUCAUCAACCAGUACCUUAAUCCUAUAAUAUCAACUACAAGACCUGAUAAAGUGUUACAGGAGGGAGAGGCUGACCCUGCUGAAGGCAUUCCAGGGUUCAUUACGAGCACUAACGAGAUUGAUAAAUUCAACGAGCAGCCCGUGCUUCUAGGUAAGCUACCUUUGGAUGAAGAUACCCAAAAAGAAGUGGAAGCAGAGUUAAAGGUGAAAGAUGAAAUGACGGCUCCGGUGGACGGUAAAACGCUCGUAAAAGAGUUCGAGGAGCUUAACGAACCCGAGAAAGAUUCUCCGGCUGCUGACUCGAUUCCAUUACCAUUGAAGGAUGCAUCCGACAUCAAGAGAAUGAUCCUCGCAGUGGAAGACUCUCGCAGCAAAAUGAAGUUGGGAGCCAUCCAGGCAAGUGCCCCUUCCGUGUGCAUGUACACAUUCCACAACACCAACAACGAUAUGACCUGCCUUGAGUUCAAUGAGGACUCGAACGUGGUAGCUGCAGGCUUCCAAGAUAGCUUCAUCAAGCUCUGGAGUUUGGAUGGACGUCCCCUCAAAUCUGUUAUUAAAAGAGAUCCCAGCAACAACGACAACACUAGAAGACUAGUUGGCCACAGUGGACCCGUAUACGGGUUAUCCUUCUCACCAGACAACAAGUAUUUGAUCUCUUCCUCUGAAGACAAAACAGCGCGUCUUUGGUCGCUAGAUACCUACACCGCGUUGGUAUCUUACAAGGGACACAACCAGCCCGUGUGGGAUGUGAAGUUUUCUCCAUUUGGCCACUACUUUGCAACAGCAUCUCACGAUCAAACGGCACGUCUUUGGGCAACGGAUCACAUCUAUCCAUUGCGUAUAUUUGCCGGCCACAUUAAUGAUGUUGACUGCGUCGAGUUCCAUCCAAACUCCAACUACAUCUUCACUGGAUCCUCUGACAAGACCGCUCGUAUGUGGGACGUGCAGACCGGUAACGCCGUGCGUAUCUUUAUGGGCCACACCAAUGCGAUCAAUUGCAUGGCCGUUUCACCAGAUGGCAGAUGGUUAGCUACAGCCGGAGAAGAUACUGUGAUUAAUCUUUGGGACGCUGGUUCGGGUCGUCGACUCAAGAGCAUGAGGGGCCAUGGCCGGUCCUCGAUAUAUUCAUUGGCCUUCUCCCGUGAUGGCGCAGUUCUUGUCAGUGGAGCCUCCGACAACACUGUGAGAGUGUGGGACGUGAAGAGAAACACAAAUGAUGCCGGCCCACUUCCAGAGCCAAUGAACGGAGAGAGUAUGAAUGGAAGCACCAGCGUCACCUCGUCUGCGGGAAGCGACGCCAAAAAGCCAGCUGAGAGAGUGAGCAGAAAGGAGAUAGUUGCUACCAGCGACCAUAUGACAGCGUAUUUCACAAAGAAGACCCCGGUGUAUAAGGUCCACUUCUCGAGGCGCAACCUCUGUCUUGCUGGUGGGUCUCUACAAUUAUAG
Molecule: messenger RNA, 2238 nt
Organism: Candidozyma auris
Lineage: Eukaryota; Fungi; Ascomycota; Pichiomycetes; Serinales; Metschnikowiaceae
Product: chromatin modification protein
Exons: 1
Coding region: 1-2238 (745 amino acids)
Biological process (GO): transcription initiation at RNA polymerase II promoter
Cellular component (GO): transcription factor TFIID complex
Molecular function (GO): protein binding; RNA polymerase II general transcription initiation factor activity
Source: RefSeq, a predicted model, not a curated record